UAUUUUCCCUCUCCAUUUCCGCAAAUAAACGCCAGAGAGGAGCAGGGUGAGUGUGGCGGCGACUCCAGCGGAAAGUGAAAACAGACAGACAGCGCCGAGCCGCGUGCCAGGGUUAAACCGUCAGCCGUUAACGACACCGGACACGGAGCUAUCCAACAGCAACUGCAGCACUGGCAGCCUUGCCCACGCAGACCGUCCCCGUGCCCCUGUCCCCUGCCCUGCCUUUGGAUUGAGGUUCAUCCCUCCACUCCGCUGCCCUCGCCACAGGCUCACAGUGAGGGCGUCAUGGUGGACGUAACCAAAUGGCCCAUUUUCAGCCUGAUGGGGCCCCAGGAGCUCUCCGCCAUACGGAAAGCGUGCGUGUUUGGAACGUCUGCUAAUGAAGCCAUCUACAUCACCAAUGAUGAUGAGGUGUAUGUGUUUGGGUUGAACUGCAGUAACUGCCUCGGAACAGGGGACAGCCAGAGCACCAUUGUACCCAAGAAGCUGGACUUCCUGAGUGGGAGGAAGGUGGUCAGCCUGAACUACGGCAGUGGACCCCACAUCCUGCUGGCCACAGAGGACGGAGAACUAUUUGCCUGGGGACAUAAUGGCUACAGCCAGCUGGGAAAUGGGACAACAAACCAAGGAGUAGCUCCAGUGCUCGUGUCUGCCAACCUGCUCAAUAAGAAGGUCACAGAGGUGGCCUGUGGCUCUCACCACUCAAUGGCUCUGACUGACUCAGGAGAAGUGUAUGCAUGGGGUUACAACAACUGCGGUCAGGUGGGCUCAGGCUCCACAGCGAACCAGCCCACACCCCGCAGAGUAUCCAGCUGCCUGCAGAACAAGGUGGCUGUCAGUAUUGUCUGUGGUCAGACCUCAUCUCUGGCAGUAGUGGAUAAUGGAGAGGUGUACGGUUGGGGCUAUAAUGGGAAUGGACAACUGGGACUUGGAAAUAAUGGGAACCAGCUCACUCCCUGCCGACUUGUGGCUCUGCAGGGUUUAUGUGUGCAACAGAUUGUCUCAGGCUAUGCCCACUCCCUGGCACUAACAGAUGAGGGUUUGCUCUAUGCAUGGGGCGCCAACACGUAUGGACAACUGGGCACCGGCAACAAGAGCAACCAGCUGAGCCCGGUUCAGAUCAUGACUGAGAAAGAGAGGAUUGUAGAGAUUGCUGCCUGUCACUCCACACAUACGUCAGCUGCUAAAACCCAGAGUGGUCAGGUGUACAUGUGGGGCCAGUGUAGGGGCCAGUCUAUAGUGCUGCCUCACCUCACACACUUUACCUGUACCGACGAUGUCUUCGCAUGCUUUGCUACCCCGUCGGUUAUGUGGAGGCUUCUUUCCAUGGAGCAUGAUGACUUCUUGACUGUGGCUCAGUCUCUCAAGAAAGAGUUUGACAACCCAGAGACAGCUGACCUCAAGUUCUGCGUCGAUGGCAAAUAUAUCUAUGUCCACAAAGCAGUUCUCAAAAUCAGGUGUGAGCACUUCAGAUCCAUGUUCCAGUCCCACUGGAAUGAAGACAUGAAGGAAGUGAUAGAAAUAGACCAGUUCUCCUACCCGGUCUACCGCUCCUUCCUGGAGUUCCUCUACACAGACAACGUGGAGUUGCCUCCUGAAGAUGCUAUUGGGCUGUUGGAUCUGGCAACGUCUUACUGUGAGAACCGCCUGAAACGUCUUUGUCAACACAUAAUCAAGAGGGGGAUCACAGUCGAAAACGCCUUCUCCCUGCUGUCGGCUGCUGUGCGCUAUGAUGCAGAGGACCUGGAAGAGUUCUGCUUUAAGUUCUGCGUGAAUCACCUAACCGAGGUGACCCAGACGACCGCUUUCUGGCAAAUCGAUGGCAACUUGCUCAAAGAUUUCAUAUGUCGAGCCAGCCGCUGUGGAGCCUUCAAGAACUGACCUCAACCCGAGGUAAUGAUAGAAACAGAUGUAGAGGAAACUGUGGGAUUCUGGGAGUAAAUUGUCAAAGGAUGUCACCACCCCCAGUCGGCUCCACAUACAGUGCCUUCCCUGACAGGUGGUUACACAGUGGAAUCCUUUAGAUUAUCACCAUUGCUGUCAAACCUCUUGUUCAUCUCAUUCCAGACUAAAACCACAGCCAUUAUAUGAGCUGUAUGCACUGAAAUGACAGGACAGAGCUGACCAGUAGCAGCAUCAUGACAGAGUACAGUACCUGACUGCCUGUUAAUUUACACAUAUUGUGUAAAAUGGGACACUAUCACUUGAUCAUGUUGUUUUUUUAAAUCUUGAAAUAUUUUUGAAAGUUGCCUAAAAUCAAUUUACUUUUUCUGUUUAAUUGACCAGUGUUUGCACUUUUUAAGAUAUGAUUUUGUUCCUCUUCACUAGAAGACCACAACAUAGUUUGGAUGUGUCAUCUGGAUUCAUGGUUUUUAAGGUUAAGUUAUGAGGCUCUGCACUUACAGAUGUCAGGAUAGAACCAGUAUUUUAAAAGACUGGACACUGAUGUAUCAAGAAUACAGACUCAGACAUCCAAUGUUUGAUUAAGUCUGUUCAGUGAUUAUUAGUCAGUUGCUACAAUGUUAUGGUGUGAUCUUUUAUCUAGGUUGUAAGUUGACCCCAAAGAUGGGAACUCAGGUGGUAAUUGAGAUUCAGAACAAAGCCUUUCAGUCUUCAAUCUAUUUUCACUUUACAUUAGUGGAUUACAUAGGCUGGAAAGUGUUACUUUGUGCAGCUACAGCUCCAUAACAUAAAAAAGCUUGUUUAGUUUGUCUGUUUUUAUUGCACAUAACCAGUCACUGGCAGUUGAAGUUCCCUGGCUAUCAGCUGUAACAAGUGUAUGGAACCAUUACAAAUCUGUUUAAGGCAUGUGGCCUUGCAAAAGCUUAGACUGAGAGGGCUUUUUAUUUUACAGUAUUAACAUUUAUAGUUGUUUAGUGACAUUUGCACUGCUGCUGUAAGUAUUUUGAAGAAGAUAUUUGCUAAUUUCUAUGCUGGACCUUUCUAAUUUAAAAUCAUUAAUAAUGUUUUAUUGGUUGAUACUGAGUAUUAUGAAGUGCCAGUUGCAUUUUUUUGAGCAAAUUAAUAAAAAUACUCGGAUCUA
Messenger RNA from Lates calcarifer (barramundi perch), 3043 nucleotides. Its product is annotated as RCC1 and BTB domain-containing protein 1. Lineage: Eukaryota; Metazoa; Chordata; Actinopteri; Centropomidae. The record is from RefSeq and is a predicted model, not a curated record. Gene Ontology annotation, molecular function: protein binding.